GCUCUCAAGGCAGUCUCUCUCUCUCUCUCUCUCUCUCUCCCUCUCUCUCUCCUCAAAGGCUGUUCCACAGUGAAAAUAUGCUCAGUGCAGUUGAGUGCAUGAAUGAAAAAGCCUCCAGUAUCUUCUAGGCUAGCAAAAUGCACCACAAGGCUCAACUUACCUUGGCUUUCCUCCUGUCCCAGGUGCUGCUGCAUGUGUUCACGGAAGAUUUAGAAUGCAUCCCUGGAUUUCAACAAAAGGUUUUUCAUAUUGAACACCCGUCUGCAUUCAUGGCGGACCAGCCGAUUCUGAAUUUGGUAUUUGAUGAUUGUCAAGGAAAUCACAAAUUGAACUUUGAAGUUUCAAACCCUGGCUUCAAGGUGGAACCAAAUGGGGUUUUAGUUGCACUGAGAAAUUUAUCGGACACUGGCAGAACCUUAUUCAUUCAUGCCCGGUCAGCGCAGGCUGAAGAUACAGCAGAAGUAUUGCUUGUCGACAGAAAAGAGAAACAAGGUUCUUUAAAGGAAAUCUUUAAGGCAGAAGGCAGCCUUGGAAUUGUAAGGCAAAGAAGGUCCAUUGUGGCAACUCCAAUCUUAAUUCCUGAAAACCAGAGAUCUCCAUUUCCAAGGCCCGUGGGCAGGGUGGUAGACAAUGACAGACCAGAGGGCUCCAAAUUUCGGAUUUUUGGGAAAGGUGUGGACCAGGAGCCAAAGGGAUUUUUCAAAAUUGUUGAGAGCACAGGAGAGGUCCUUGUGACACGGUCCCUUGACAGAGAAGCAAUGGCCACAUACCAGUUCCAGGUGGAGAUCACUGAUGCCAGUGGCAAAACCAUAGAAGGCCCAGUCCCUCUACAUAUCAUCAUUAUUGACCAGAAUGACAACAGGCCUCUCUUCCGGGGUUACAUCGGGCAUGUCAUGGAGGGGUCUCCAACAGGAAGUACUGUGAUGCGUGUGACUGCCUUCGAUGCUGAUGAUCCAGCUACAGACAAUGCUCUGCUGAGGUAUAAUAUCCUUAAGCAGACCCCGGACAAGCCAUCCCCAAACAUGUUCUAUAUUGACCCGGAGAAAGGAGACAUUGUCACUGUUGUGUCGCCAGUGCUGUUGGACCGUGAAACAAUGGAGAAUCCGAAAUACGAGCUCAUCAUAGAAGCAAAAGACAUGGGGGGCAUGGAUGUUGGGUUAACUGGCACUGCCACAGCAACCAUUGUCGUUGAUGACAAAAAUGACCAUGCACCGGAAUUCACCAGGAAAGAGUUCCAAGCUACGGUGAAGGAAGGCAGCACGGGCGUGAUUGUCAAUCUGACUGUGGAGGAUCGGGAUGACCCAGCAACAGGAGCGUGGAGAGCGGUUUAUACCAUCAUCAAUGGCAACCCAGGACAGAGCUUUGAAAUCCAUACGAACCCCAAGAACAAUGAAGGGAUGCUGUCAGUUGUCAAGCCUUUGGACUGUGAGAUUUCAGCUUUCCACACACUCCUGAUCAAAGUAGAAAAUGAAGAUCCAUUAGUUCCAGACAUAGCAUAUGACACCAGUUCCACAGCAACUGUUCAGAUCACAGUUCUGGAUGUCAAUGAAGCCCCUGUUUUCCACCCAGACCCAAUGACUAUCACCAAACAAGAAAAUAUCCCCAUUGGCAGUGUUGUGUUAACGGUCAAUGCCACAGAUCCAGACACCUUGCAACAUCAGACUAUAAGGUACUCCAUUAACAAAGAUCCAGCUGAAUGGUUGGAAAUUGACCCUACGAAUGGCACAAUUCGCACCAGGGGUGUCCUUGAUCGUGAAUCACCAUUUGUUAUCAACAAUGUGUACACUGCACACUUACUGGCAAUAGAUAAUGGUAGCCCUCCUGCAACAGGGACAGGGACACUGCAGAUUACUUUGGAAGAUGUUAACGACAACGCCCCCUCUCUCUAUCAAGCGGUUUCAUCUGUCUGUGAAGAUGUGAAAGAUGUGAAGGUCAUCUUUGGAGCCUUAGACAAAGAUAUUCAUCCUAAUGCCGAACCAUUUAAAUUUGAGUUGAGCAAGCAGUCUGGACAAGAUAAAGUAUGGAAAAUCACAAGAAUCAACAACACCCACGCCCAGCUCAUUCUGCCACAAAAUUUGAAGAAGGCGAACUACAACAUCCCCAUCUUGGUGACCGACUCGGGGAAACCGCCUCUAAUUAACAAUACAGAACUGAAAAUCCAAGUGUGCUCCUGCACAAAAUACAAAAUGGACUGCAGCGCAUCUUCAACCCUUCACCUCAGCAUGGUCCUCUUCUUCAUUUCACUCUUCAGUUUAUAUUGUCUGUAAGAACUCCUGGCUGACAUCUGAAGCUGACAUUAUUGAGUUGCCAUGGUGACAAGCAAGCAAAGGAUAUGCCAUCCAAGUCAGAAGAUCACCUUUGACUCUUACGAUUCCUUCACUCCUAAGCCUCAGUCGUGCCAAAUGUGGCACUUUGCAACUUCACACUCUCUGUCCUCCCAGCUGCACGAUAAGUUUCUGACAAAAAAAAAAAAAAACCUCCUGCCUCAGUCUGGCUUUACCAAUGGGUUCCUCGCCCAAGAAGACGGACGGUUGAUGUAGCUGCUCGCCGAACGGUUACAAAAUAAAAAUAGAAACACCACAUAAAUCUGAUCUUCUGGGAGCAGAAUUACAGAAUGACUCCACCUCCCCUCUGUCUCUGUUGACUUGUUGCUAUUCAACUGUUUUAAAAAAAAUUGUCUGUGGGUUAGUAUUUGUAUAUGUAUGAGUGUAUGUAUAUGUAUAUAUAUUUAUAUAGAGAGAAGAGAUAUACAAUAGGGUUAGCUUUUGUAUGGCAUUUGCCUUAGGCUCAUGGUCAAUGGAGCAGAGCAGCACAAAGGCUUGGUAACAGAUCAACAUACCAAUAAUAGCUUAACAUGCUGUGUAAGCUGCAUAUAGAAGGGGAGAUCCAAUAUUAGUCAUACUCAGAGUAGACACAUUGAAUCAAUGCACCUGAGUUACUUAAGUUCCACUGGUCACAGUGGGUCUACUCUGAAGUACGACCAAAAGAAAACAAAAUGUGUUGGUACCAUGAGAAAUGACCACCUUGGUGGCACUUCCAUAAGAAAAGAAGUCUGGUACCACUCUCCAAAAGAUAAGGUACCUUUUGUUAAUUCAUCCUUCCUGUUCACAUCCAAGAAUAUUUUACUCUUUCAGCUUGCUUUGGAAGGUGAGGAAAAAGUAACACUUAACCGUGUUUUAGGGAAAAGAAAGUAGCUCUUGCUGAUGGAUCAUCUAUUUAGAUAUUUCUGGUUUUUUUUUAAAAAAAAAUCUAUUUUAUAUCCUGCCCCUCCUUCCCAAAGAGAGCACUGGGCAGAAAAUUAUUAAAAGUAAACAUCUGUUUAAAAAACAAAUAAUAAAACAUCAAUGACAUUUUGAUAGAGAAUCAAAUGAUAUCUCCUUAACACCAAUCAUCUCUUCAAAGGCCUGAACAAAUAGGUGAGUUUUAAAUUUGUGCCUGAACAUAGGUAGAGUGGGGACAACCCAAUUUCAUCUGGAAGGGAGUUCCACAGGCAGAGUGCCAACACUGAGAACUCCUUUAGUGAGGCAGCCAACCUCUUGUAACUACCGUUUCAGAUGGUAGGUUCACAUGAUGGAAAAUUCCAAUGUGGAAAAAGGAUACUUCAAUAAAGAAUAAUAACACAACAGGGAGAAAGAGCUCUAGCCCAGCCUUUCCACCUUGACAUGGGUUGUUUUUUGGAUGUGAGAAUAUUCCCUGCAUCGAGUACCAUUCCAUCAUGUGAAAUGCCCCCCCCCAAAAAAAAACUCCAGUGUGAAGUAGUAUAGCCCAUACACAGGUUCUCCAUCUCACUAAGAAUGAGGUCUCCAUGUUUGUGCAUGACAAGAGGCCACACAAAAACACAUACCCUGAUUAUUUGGAACAUUGCCCAAUUGCCCCUGGAGCAAGCAGGAUGAACAAAUCAGGAAGGCUUGAUUUCUCACACCAUCCAAACAAGGGAUUAUACCGGUAGUUUGUUGCUCUCUAACAAUCUGCAACCCAUAAACCAACAGCAAACCACGUCUUAAAUGUUAGCUAGUGAUCAUGGCUGGGGGGAACGGGAUCCAAAACCCCAGGCUCAGAAGUAAUGGGAUGCCAAGGCUUACGGAUUUGAUUCUUCCUCUCAGCAAUGCAGGAAUCAUCAUUCUCAAUAAACAACAAUAAGCCACAAAUGCUGGCUUAUCAUUACAACUGAACACAGCCUGUGUGUCAAUUAUAAAUAAGAGAUCGGAAGGUGUGCCCUUUGACUUUGCUAUGGGCAAAAAAACUGAUGCUAUCAUCUAGCAUUUUCACCUUCAGAUAAUUUACAAUGAAAACACUUGAGAAUUCAGUGGUUGGGCACCAGGCGGUCAUCAGCUUUAGGGGUGGGGGAGUCUGUAGCGUCUUUCAAAUUCAUGCCUAUGAGAACACCUAUCGAGAUUUCCCAUUGGUGGCCCUUUUUAAAGAAAAGUUCCUCAACAUCCUAUUAAUAACCAGUUCUCUCAAUGCCUUUGGAAGCUAGCUCUCAUUAAAGUGGCACCUGAGCACACCUAGUGGGGUGGGGGGAAAGUUGUUAUAUAAAUAUAUACAUAUAUAUAAAAUUUGUUUUGAAUAUAGUAUAUAUACAUACAUACACAGGUACACACACAGUUUAAAUGAAAACUAACAAUGAAAACUCCCUCUUUUUCCCCUCUUUCUUUUGGUCCGUGCAAAAUAACCACACUUGUUUGCAAACUGUAGGAAUAAAGGGUGUUCAUUAUGUAUGAAUAUGAAUCCUUUUUUAAAGGGGAGGGGGAGUAUUAUUUGGUGAGCAUGUAAGGAAAUGGCAAAGUUCUAAUUGUACCAAGACAUCCAUCUUGUUAAUAAAUUGUAAAUGAUCCACAAAGCUCACACCAAAUUUUUUUAUAACAAAGGAAAUAUCAGUUUUAAAAAAACAAAGACGUAUAUUAAAUUGACAGACUGUGGCUUUUAAUAGAAUUUGACAGUAACUAGGGGUAAGGUAAGUGUCUUAGACUCUUUUAAUAAAGUUGCCUAUUUAAAGUUUGAAUUGCAGAGCUUUCUUAUGCAAGAGAAUGUUGCAGCUGUAUAUUUUGGGUUGGAUUUGAACAAAAACCUACACACCAUGCUGUAUGUUUAAACGUUACCUUCUAUGUCAUACCUCUGUUCCUACGGUAGCUUUUUAUGAAUCAUUAAAGAAAUCCAACCG
Messenger RNA from Lacerta agilis (Sand lizard), 5161 nucleotides. RefSeq names its product cadherin 13 (gene CDH13). Gene Ontology annotation, cellular component: catenin complex; plasma membrane; adherens junction. Gene Ontology annotation, biological process: cell morphogenesis; adherens junction organization; sprouting angiogenesis. NCBI's taxonomy places the organism in Eukaryota, Metazoa, Chordata, Lepidosauria, Squamata, Lacertidae. The record is from RefSeq and is a predicted model, not a curated record. Gene Ontology annotation, molecular function: cadherin binding; calcium ion binding.